Messenger RNA from Telopea speciosissima, 783 nucleotides. Its product is annotated as VQ motif-containing protein 33-like. The coding region runs from base 81 to 665 and encodes 194 amino acids. The record is from RefSeq and is a predicted model, not a curated record. The transcript has a single exon. Lineage: Eukaryota; Viridiplantae; Streptophyta; Magnoliopsida; Proteales; Proteaceae.
UCGUCUAGUCCUCUGUUCGUCUCUCUUUCUCUCUCUCGUUCUGUGUAAAGUGCAAAUCCUAUAGACCUUAACUCCACAAAAUGGAAAAGAACACAAGUGGUACAGGACCUCCAUCACCAAUUGCAGCAACAGCAUCGACAUCAACAACCUUUGUUCAAGCAGACACUCACACCUUUAGAGAGCUUGUGCAGAAACUCACAGGCGCCGGCGACGAUUUGCAGGAAAAGCUUCCAAUAACACUUCCAGCGAGAUUCUCUUCAAGAUCUUCACUUUCGGGCGAAAUGGUCGGACCUCGACGAUCAGCUUUCAAGCUUCAAGAAAGGAGACAGAAUAUGAGGAAGCUCGAAAUCAAGCUUGGUCUCACUUCAAUUCGAAGCCCACCUUACUCACCUCGACAAAUCCAAACACAAACACAUCCGGUCUUGUCUCCGGUUCCAAGUCCGGUGACCCCAAUUGGUUCUGACACUUUGUCCUCUGUUCAUUGCUCUUAUUCGGGUAGUGAAUCUCCAUCUUCGCCUGCGGUUUGGGAGGAAGAGAAGGCAAUUGCAGAGAAAGGGUUUUAUUUACAUCCAUCGCCGUUGAGCACUCCAAGGGGUUCAGACCCACCUGAACUUCUACCUCUGUUUCCUUUGAGUUCUCCAAGGCAACAAUCUAGGGAUCCGUGAAAGGCUUUGACAAAAAAAAAAAAGGGUAUGUACGUCCUAGGAUUUCCAUAAAAUUCUAGUUUUUCAGCCAUUUUUUGUUUGAUUCAAGAUCUUUUUUUCUGGGUUUAGUGAGAGACUC